CGCGCCCCGCCCAGGCCAGAUCCGGGAAGCGGUGCCCAAAGCCCUAACCCUCCUCCCAGAGCUGGAGACCGAGCUGGAACUUUCAGGGAAGCGGCUAUAACUCCGGAGCUUUGCGGCAGGAUGGUGAUGGGAAUCUUUGCAGAUUGUACUUUCUGUUUGAAGAUCAAAUACUUAUCUCGUAAUCAGAAGAAAAACCUCCAAACUGACAUUAAGAAAAAUGGUGGACAUUUCUCCUCUUCAUUAAAUCCCCAGUGCACUCAUGUAAUCUUAGACAACACCACUGUACUCAGUCAAUACCAGCUGAACACUCUCCAAAAGAAGCAUGUCCAUAUUGUAAACCCAGAUUUUAUAUGGGAAUCUGUCAAAGAGAUGAGGCUGUUGGACGUGAAGGAUUAUAAUCCAAACACAUCAGUGGAUAGCAGUGCUGAUGUGAAGAUAACAGAUGAUCUCUCCCUGGAUAACUCCGCAGAAAAUGAAAACACUGAGGAACUCACUAACUUUCAUACAGAGAAUGCUGAGAUGCCUGAUUUUCCUCAAGAUUUCGAAGUUGCAAAAUACAAUGCCUUGGAAAAAUCCGGAGAGCAGGGCCUGGAGAUUGCUGUGCUGGAGCUGCAUUGUGGAGGGAACCACACCUUCCUCACUUCGGCACACUUCCUGCGGCCUGACGGCACCCAGACUAGAAAGCAGUUCUCUAUAAAGAAAACCUCCGCAGAGGCCUGUGCAUGCUACGACAACUGUCUCAAAGAGCUGAAAAAAGACGGAUUUCUGCUAAGAGAGCAUUUCACAACAGAAGCAACCCACUUAGCCUCCAGAAAGCUACAAACUUUGCUUUUGGAGGAGGUGAUAAGUUCGGGCAUGCUGAGUCAGGAGGUGAGCGAGCUGGUGGAGAUGAUCUGGGCAGAAGCUCUGGGACACUUGGAACACACGCUCCUCAAGCCCAUGAGUAGCAUUAGCCUGAAUGAUGUGAGCAGAGCUGAGGGGAUUCUCCUCCUGGUGAAGGCAGCCCUGAAGGACGGACUCUUAGGGCAGCAGCUGCACAUCAGAGUUAUGGGUGAUCACAUGUGGCUACAUGACCCUCUGUUACCUGUGGGCAGAAUCUCUGAGCUGAUAAGAGACAUGGUUACAGUCUGUGAGACCAACCUGUUCAAGCCCAGCCCACCAACUCUCGCCAAGUACCGAGCCUUGAGAUGCAAAAUUGAGCAUGUGGAACAGAACACAGAAGAAUUUUUCAGGGUUAAGAAAGCAGUGUUGCAGAAUAAGCUCAGUGACAGCCCAGCAGACAUCCUGCAGAUAUUCCGAGUGGGCCGAGUGGACGAGGCCAUGGAGUUCCUAAACCAGCUUGGCAACGUGGAGACCCUGCUGCACGGCUCCCCGGUGCGGAGUUUUGUGGGCAUCUUGUCCCGAGGAUUGCUUUUACCCAAAGUAGUCGAAGAUCGUGGUGUGGAAAGAACAGACAUUGGAAAUCUGGGAAGUGGAAUCUAUUUUAGCAAUGCACUGAGUACAGUCACUAAAUACUCGCACCCAGGAGAGAUGGAUGGCUCUAGAUUGCUGGUCGUCUGUGAUGUGGCCCUCGGGAAGUGCAAGGACUUACACAAGAAAGAUUUCUCCUUGACAGAGGCCCCACCUGGCUACAACAGUGUCCAUGGGGUUCCUGGGACAGCUACCGCCCCCACAGACUUUGAGGAUGAUGAAUUUGUCGUAUAUAAAACCAAUCAGGUUAAAAUGAAAUACAUCAUUAAGUUUUAUGUGCCUGGCGACAAAAUAAAAGACUUUUGCCUACAUAAGGAUCCUGAAAUAGAGGAAAAGAGACCUGACUCUUCAAAGCUUUCAGAGGUUAAAGUUGAUUAUCAGCUGCCAGAUGCCAAACCUGAGAGCAGCAUCAAGGCUGGCCUUCAGGACACCUCUGGGAACUCAGUGCCUCUUGAGGGCGUCUCCAUCAAGGGGAAGAUCAUUGACUUUGUAGCCCAGGUCAUUGUUUUUCAGACAUACACAAAUCAAAGUUCUGUGCCUAUUGAAGCCAAGUAUGCUUUUCCUCUGGACGAGAAGGUAGCAGUGUGUGGCUUCGAAGCAUUCAUCAAUGGGAAACACAUAGUGGGAGAGGUCAAGGAGAAGGAGGAAGCCCACCGGGAGUACCGAGAGGCCGUCAGCCAUGGCCACGGUGCCUACCUGAUGGACCAGGAUGCUCCGGACCUUUUCACUGUGAGUGUUGGGAACUUGCCACCCAAGGCCAAGGUUCUGAUCAAAAUCACCUGCAUCAUGGAGCUCAGCAUCCAAGGCUCUGCCGCCAUCUUUUUCUUGCCAGCCAGUGUCGCCCCCUGGCAGCGGGACAAGGCUCUGCAUGAGAACCUGCAGAGUACAGUAGAGAAGAUUUGUGUAGAGGAAAUAGGAACAGAGCAAAGCUUCUUUUUGGAGAUGUCCAUUGAGAUGCCCACCGUGAUCAAUUUCAUUUCUAGUGAGACACAUCAGCUGAAACAAAAGAGAACAGAUUGCAAAGCUGUCAUUUGCACAAUGGAGGGCAGCUCCCUAGACAGCGCUGGAUUUUCUCUUCGCAUCGGUUUGUUGGAUACGUAUCUCCCAAGGAUGUGGGUGGAAAAGCAUCCAGAAAAAGAAAGUGAGGCCUGCAUGCUUGUCUUCCAGCCAGACCUCAACAUCCCACCCGAGGAUCUAGCCAGGCAGACAGAAGUGAUUAUUUGCCUGGACUGCUCCAAUUCUAUGGAUAGCGUCACCUUCCUGCAGGCCCAGCAGCUUGCCCUGCACAUCCUGUCUCUGGUGGGCAAAGAGCAGAAGGUCAACGUCAUCAGGUUUGGCACUGGUUACCAGGAGUUAUAUUCUUAUCCUACGUGCAUCACAAACUAUGAAACACCAACCGAGUUCAUUAAGUCUGCCACACCCACCAUGGGAAACACGGACUUCUGGAAGGCACUCCGGUAUCUCAAUCUGCUGCAGCCUUCUGAGGGCUUCCGGAACAUUCUCCUCAUCUCUGACGGGCAGCUGCAGAAUGAGGGCCUGACGCUGGAGCUUGUGCGGAGAGGCAUGCGGCAUACCCGGCUGUUCUCCUGUGGUGUGGGUCCCACAGCAAAUCGUCAUAUCUUAAGGAUUUUGUCCCAGUCUUGUUCUGGAGUAUUUGAAUAUUUUAACCCAAAAUCCAAGCGCAGCUGGAAAAAGCAGAUAGAAGACCAAAUGUCUCGGAUACGUUCUCCGAGCUGUCACUCCAUCUCUGUCAAGUGGCAGCAACUCAGCAGAGAAGCCUCUGAGCCCCUGCAGGCACCAGCCCAGGUGCAGUCUCUGUUCCACAAUGACCUGCUCCUUGUCUAUGGCUUCAUUCCUCACUGCACACAGGCAACUCUGUGCGCUCUGAUCCAAGAGAAGGAAUUUUCUACAAUGGUGUCAACGACCGAGCUUCAGAAGACAACUGGAACUAUGCUGCACAAGCUGACAGCCCGGGCUCUCAUCAGAGACUACGAAGAUGGCGUCCUCCAUGAAAAUGAAACAAGCCACCAGAUGAAGAAGCAACUCUUAAAAGCCCUGAUUAUAAAACUCAGUAAAGAAAACUCUCUUAUAACCCAAUUCACAAGCUUUGUGGCAGUUGAGAAAAGGGAUGGUGAUGAGUCACCUCUUCCUGAUACUCCAAAUAUUUUGGAACUGAUUGCCAAAGAAGAUGUAGAUUUUCUACCCUACAUGAGCUGGCAGGAGAAGCAGCCAGGCGGCAGUGGGGCCCAGCUGACCGUCUCCUUCGCAGGAAAUGAAGAAGCUUUCAGCACUAGUUCAAUGAGAAAGAAACUUAAAUCCUCUACAGCGACAAUAUAUAAAAAGAGUGCACCAACUAAGCUCAUGAUCCCGCCACUUGAAUAUAAAAUACAAAAACCCCUGGACGUCAGCCAGAGGACAUUUACACAACACUUGCAAGCUCGAUUGUUCUUCGGGAGGCAACCUGUCAAGAAAGCCAUUCCAGGAGACAGUGGUCCUUCUAAAGCUUUUGCUGCUCCUUUUACUUUGAGUUCCCGAGAUGCGCCGCCUGUUGAUCCUAAUCACUUUCCACUCUCACCUCUCUCUCAUGCCCCCCAGUUUUAUUCUGCUGCUAGCACCAAACAGUUUACUUUCUCUACUGCGACUGGAGUCUUUGGUUCCACUCUUGGUGCCCCUCAGUUUGGUUCUGCUGCUGGUGGACUGUUCAGUUCUCCUGCUGGUACUAGAAUGGCUGGUUCUCCUGCUGGUGCUCCACUGUUUGGUGUCCCCCCAGUUACUGCUGGUGCCCCACUGUGUGACCCUGAGACAGGCAGUUCUACCGGCAGUUCCAAUUCAGAUUUACCUUUCAAUCUGCCUGUCAUGAAGGAAUGUCUUCCCUAUGAUUCCGAAAGCAUGUCUUCUGAUUUCAUGGAUGACACCGUUCUAUCUGCAGAUUGCCUUGCCAACAUGGAGGGUGAGCACAUCAGUUAUGCUUGCACCCCUGCUGGCCUCCACUCUCCUGGGCAGAACUUUCUCAGAGCUCCUCCCCCUCUUGCCAUGCAUGUGGGUGGUCUCCCUCCUCCUCCUCACCCUUUCCCUGGUUAUUCUGGAGCUCCUCUCCCUUCUCCUGUCAUUCAUUCAGGUGGUCUCCUCCCUCCUCCCCCUGUUCCUGGUGGUCCUACUGUCUCCCCUCCUCCUCCCCUCUUGCCUGGUUUCACUAUCCCUCCUCCACCCCCUCUUCCUGGUAUUAGUAACAUUCCUCCCCCAACUCUUCCUCUCCCCAUUCCUGGUGGUCCUACUGUCCCCCUUCCUCCUCCCCUCUUGCCUGGUUUUGCUAUCCCUCCUCCACUCCCUCUUCCUGGUAUUAGUAGCAUUCCUCCCCCUCCUUCUCCCCUCCUGCCUGGUUUCCCUAUCCCUCCUCCAUCCCCUCUUCCUGGUGGUCCUGGAGCUCCUCUGCCUGCUCUAGCCACUCCUGCUGGUGGUCUCUUUGGAGUUCCUCCCUGUUUUCCCCUUCCUCAAAUCACUCCUCCUCCUCCUCCUCCUCCUCCUCCUCCUCCUUCUCUUCCUCUUCCUCCUCCUUCCCCCAGAGCCCUUCUGCAUUCCCCAUACCCCUCAGCUCCUCAGAGAGCCAGUUGUCACCUGCCAGCCCUCCCAUCUUUUCUGGCUGCUUCUCAAAGCAUCUCUACCAAAAGAAAAACCCUUCUCUAUCAGAAGGCAUUAUCACAGCCUCUCCAACAUGAUUUUCAAACAGCCAACUAUUGGGGAAGUUCUUUCGAAGGAGAAAAUCACAAGACGCAACCAGCCUCCUGGCACAGUAGCUUGUCAGAAGUGAUGCCAAAGUCUGGUGCCAGCAGAUUCUCCUCCUACUUGCCCAGGAGAAGACAGAGUCUCAGAUGUUCUGUGUAUAGCGACACAGAAGAGGCAUGGCCUGAGCUCCGCGAUCUGCAGACCGAGGAAGGCUUCUGGAAACUUACACCUGAACUAGGACUUAUUUUAAAUGUUGACACCAGUGUUCUAAUUAGUUUUCUAGAACAAAAAGGCAUUCGAUCUCUAGGUACAAAAGGAAGAGACUGUCUCUUGGACCUGAUCGCCACACUGUUGGUACUACAGUUCCUUCGUACCAAGCUGGAAGAGGAGGGAUUUGCCAUCAAGUCGCUGAUGAAGCUGGAUGAGGCCUCAGUUUCCUGGCAUGUUUCCUGGGGACUGGAGAAGAUAAAGAUGGCUAGCGAGUGGGUAAGAAGAACAGAGAGGCAGUAUCCAUCUAUCUGCCAGCGGCUGGAACUGGGAAAAAACUGGGAAUCUGCAACUAAGCGGCUGCUGGGGAUGGAACCCAUCAAUGCCUCUUCACCUCUUCACAGAGUUCUGAAUUACAGCCAAGGCUGAAGUUACAGCCAAGUUACAGUCCAGUGAAGCCAUGUGUUAAGACUUUACCUGCACUUCUCUGUCUACAGUAAUCAAGCGCUCCUAGAUGCCUGCCUUGAAAUUUAGUUCUGAUUCUGUUCCAGCUAGUCAUCAGCCCCCCUCAAACAAAUUGAUGUACAACUGUACUAACUGUAGCCCAAGAGGUGGCACAGUGAAUAAAGCACUAGACUGUCAAGCAUGAGGUCCUGAGUUUGAGACCCAGCAGCACAUAUACCAAAGAUGCUCUGCUUCUCUCUCUUUUCCUUUCUCUCAUGAAUGAAUAAAUAUUUAAAAUGAUAAUAAUAAUAAUGUACUAAUAAGCAUGAAAUAAAAAUGAUAGUACUGCA
Molecule: messenger RNA, 6194 nt
Organism: Erinaceus europaeus (western European hedgehog)
Lineage: Eukaryota; Metazoa; Chordata; Mammalia; Eulipotyphla; Erinaceidae
Gene: PARP4
Product: poly(ADP-ribose) polymerase family member 4
Exons: 35
Coding region: 121-5829 (1902 amino acids)
Molecular function (GO): NAD+ poly-ADP-ribosyltransferase activity
Source: RefSeq, a predicted model, not a curated record